AUGAAGGCCUCCCCGCUGCUCAUCUCGUGGCACAACGACAAUGCUCCCAUCUACUCGGUACACUUCGAUCCUAAUGGCAAGGGCCGACUAGCAACGGCUGGAAAGAACGAAGAGCUAACAGAGGUUGGCAGUGAUAAUAAUGUUCGACUCUGGCGAGUGGAAUGUACCGGAGAAGAACGCAAAGUCUCCUACUUGAGCACUUUGGUGAAACACACACAAGCAGUGAAUGUGGUUCGAUUCUGUCCGAAGGGCGAGAUGUUGGCCUCUGCAGGUGAUGACGGUAAUGUCUUGCUCUGGGUACCCUCGGAGCUGCAGGCUCAGCCUGGACUGGGAGAAGAUCGACUCGAUGAUAAGGAAACCUGGCGCGUGAAACACAUGUGUCGCUCCUCGGGUGCUGAAAUCUACGAUUUGGCCUGGUCCCCAGAUGGAGUCUUCAUCAUCACCGGCAGCAUGGACAACGUUGCCCGCAUUUACAACGCGCAGAAUGGCCAGAUGGUGCGGCAGAUCGCGGAGCACUCCCAUUAUGUACAAGGCGUCGCCUGGGAUCCCCUGAACGAAUUUGUUGCGACACAGUCCUCCGACCGCUCCGUCCACAUCUACAGUUUGAAGAACAAGGAUGGCCAAUUCACCUUGACUCCGCACGGUAAGGUCUUGAAGAUGGACUUGCCAGCCAAGCGCAUCUCCUCCAGCAGCCCCGCGCCAGAACUGAGUACCCGACCAUCGCAAAGUGCAAACAACUCUCUCGCCAUUGCAUCCCCGGCCCCUUCUACUCCGGGCACUCCCAUGGCCUCACAGCUGCCUAUGGACCCUCCUCCGGUUUCCCACAGCCGACGUUCAUCGUUCGGCUCGUCUCCGUCGAUCCGACGCUCUGCAUCCCCAGCACCAUCUCUACCCCUACCUGCAGUCAAGCCGCUCGAGGUGUCAUCUCCUAGUCUUCUUGGCGGUCUCGGUGUGAAAAAUUCCAGCAUCUAUGCCAACGAGACCUUUACUUCUUUCUUCCGCCGACUGACAUUCACACCUGACGGAAGCCUCUUGUUCACACCGGCAGGCCAGUACAAAACUUCCCACGUCUCGGCCGCGGACCCUGCGAAGACAACUGACGAAGUGAUCAAUACCGUCUACGUUUAUACUCGGGCCGGCUUCAAUAAGCCUCCUAUUUCUCAUCUGCCAGGUCAUAAGAAGCCAUCUGUGGCUGUCAAGUGCUCGCCCAUCUACUAUACACUGAAGCAGGGCACACAGCCGGUGAAGAACAUGACGGUUGACACAUCGGCCGGCGGAGAGGCCAUGUUCCCUCCUUUGCCAGACUCCGUUGUCGCACCCAAUACCUCUUCAAGCAAGCCGUCCAUGGAGCCGCCAUCUUCCACACCUGGCACUAAUGACGCGUCCAAAACUCAACCUUCGCCAAAAAUUGCAGAAACACAUGGCACCGAUACAGGAGUUGCGCCUGUCUUUGCUCUUCCAUAUCGGAUUGUUUACGCCAUUGCCACUCAAGAUGCCGUUCUUGUCUAUGACACACAACAGCAGACUCCAUUGUGUGUUGUGAGUAAUCUGCACUUUGCGACAUUCACAGACUUAAGCUGGUCCAAUGACGGAUUGACUUUGAUCAUGAGCUCCUCGGAUGGGUUCUGCUCUAGUCUGUCCUUUGCCCCUGGUGAGCUCGGCCAGGUCUACACGGGCCCAACAGCGUCUGGCACCAACGCGGCUCAUGCAAAUACACCAUCAGCAAGCAACACACCUCUUGCGACUCCAGUACCCGGUGCGUCAUCGCCAUUGAAAUUGAGCCACGGGCAAUUGAGCAACGCAGGGGCCACGGCGAACAAUGGUCAAGUGCCUCCGGCCAGUCCUGCACGAUCCAACUCGGCGGGCUCGAUAGCAACGCAAACACCUGCGCCGCAGUUAGCGGCAGUCGUCAACAAUCCUACCCCCACUCUCGGCGCCGUUCCAUCAGUCACUGCAACCAAUUCAGCGCCGCCAUCCACCCUCCCCCUCACAACGCCACCCCAGACACCCCUGCCAAGCACCACGAGCUCGUUCUCCGGGACUGUCCUAGGAAAGCGCGAUACCCCGGCAACGACGGAGCCGGAAAAGGGAGACGGCAAAGCCCCUGAUGCGCCGGACGCAACACAGCAACCAAAGAAGCGACGAAUUGCCCCUACCCUCAUCUCAGCUGGCACAGACCUAACACAACCAAAAGAGUCGGAAGCUUCCUAG
This is a messenger RNA of Penicillium oxalicum, 2211 nucleotides long. RefSeq lists its product as uncharacterized. NCBI's taxonomy places the organism in Eukaryota, Fungi, Ascomycota, Eurotiomycetes, Eurotiales, Aspergillaceae. The record is from RefSeq and is a predicted model, not a curated record. Gene Ontology annotation, biological process: DNA replication-dependent chromatin assembly; nucleosome assembly. The transcript is spliced from 6 exons. Gene Ontology annotation, cellular component: CAF-1 complex; nucleus. Gene Ontology annotation, molecular function: protein binding. Bases 1 to 2211 code for a protein of 736 amino acids.